AUGGCCAUCGAAAUCUCACGGCCCGACAGCUGCAUAUUUGCUUGCUACAUCAUAUCCAUUACAAAGACGACGACACCGCUCGACCCCAACUUUUUCAAUUUGCAGUAUCUCGUUGCAUUUCCAAUUCUUCGAUUUUCCGUGGCCAUGUCCACCACAGCCGGCGCUUUCAUCGCCGGCGGCAUAGCGGCCUGCGGCGCCGUGACGGCCACGCACCCGUUUGAGACGGUCAAGAUCCGGAUGCAGUUGCAGGGCGAGCUGCAGACCAAGGGCCGGCAGCCGCACCACUACCGGGGGCCGCUGCACGGCGUCGGCGUUAUCGUGCGCAACGAAGGCGUUGGUGGUCUCUACCGCGGUAUUGGCUGCGCCUACGUGUACCAGAUCCUGCUCAACGGCUGCCGCCUCGGCUUCUACGACCCCAUGCGCCAGGCGCUCGCCUCGCUGUUCCUGCGCGACGGCAACGCCCAGAACCUCGGCGUCAAUAUGUUUUGCGGUGCCGCGUCGGGCGUCAUCGGCGCCGCCGCCGGCUCGCCCUUCUUCCUCGUCAAGACGCGUCUGCAGAGCUUCUCGCCGUUUCUACCCGUCGGUACCCAGCACACGUACAAGAACGCGUUCGACGGCAUGGCGCAAAUUUAUCGCGCCGAGGGCCUACGCGGCCUGUACAGGGGUGUCGGCGCGGCCAUGAUCCGCACGGGCUUUGGCAGCUCCGUCCAGCUGCCGACGUACUUCUUCGCCAAGAGGCGGCUGAUGCGGCACGCCGGCAUGGAGGAGGGCCCGGCGCUGCAUCUGGCGAGCAGCGCCGUCAGCGGAUUUGUCGUGUGCUGCUUCAUGCAUCCUCCUGACACCAUCAUGUCGCGCCUGUACAACCAAAACGGCAACCUGUACAAGGGCGUCCUCGACUGCCUGGGCAAGACGAUCCGCACCGAGGGCGUUUUUGCCAUAUACAAGGGCUUCCUGCCGCACCUGGCCCGUAUCCUGCCGCACACGAUCCUGACGCUGUCCCUGGCCGAGCAGACCAACAAGCUGAUGCGCAAGGUCGAGGGCCGCAUCCUGCCCAUGCUGGAAAAGGACACGAACCGCUUAUAA
This is a messenger RNA of Beauveria bassiana ARSEF 2860, 1083 nucleotides long. Its product is annotated as mitochondrial oxaloacetate transport protein. The coding region runs from base 1 to 1083 and encodes 360 amino acids. The record is from RefSeq and is a predicted model, not a curated record. Lineage: Eukaryota; Fungi; Ascomycota; Sordariomycetes; Hypocreales; Cordycipitaceae. The transcript is spliced from 4 exons.